Molecule: messenger RNA, 733 nt
Organism: Spizellomyces punctatus DAOM BR117
Lineage: Eukaryota; Fungi; Chytridiomycota; Chytridiomycetes; Spizellomycetales; Spizellomycetaceae
Exons: 1
Coding region: 1-624 (207 amino acids)
Source: RefSeq, a predicted model, not a curated record
AUGGUCCGCUCAAAUGAACGGGAGCGCAUACUUGUUAAUGAAAUCAAACGCAACCGUGCGUGGUGGUUAUACGACUUUCCUAUCCUUGUUGCAGAAGAAUGGGAAGUGGUCAAAGGGAGAACAGACCUAGGUGUCGGUGAUUUGGUGUUUGCGAAUGAAGCCCGCUCGGCUUUUCUGGUUGUCGAAGUGAAGGCCUUAAACCCAGCAACAGGACCUACAGCGCGUACGAGCAGGAGAAAGGCAAGGCACGAGGUGGAAGUGCAAGUUGAGCGCUACAUGGAAGCUUGGUCAGAGAAAUAUCCGAAUACAAAAGUCUACGGUCAAGCAUGUAUCGAUGGAGAACCGGGUGAGCGGCACGGGCCAAUAACGACCGAGCGUCCGAAAGAAAAAGCCGACAUUUGGAACCGCCGGAUGGUGUUUCAUCCUGAGAGCGGCAACACUUCGGAGAGUUCAAACAGUUCGCCCGUGGAGAGUGAAAGCGGUUCGUACAUACAGACGGGGCUCAAGGUUGCCGCUGUAGCCACUGCGUUAGGUGCGCUGGGGCUUUGGAUGAGUACACCAUCAAAUGAUAGUCCACCAUCAAAUGGGCGGAGACGUCGCAGCCAAGACCGUGAUCAUAUGUAGGAUAUGUAGUUAACCACCUAUCAAGUAAACAUUGUAAGGAGCUCAAUAUAUGUAGCAUGAUCCCAUCUAUUCUAGUUUUUGUAACUGGUAACUGCGAGACCGUUCAUCC